AUGGACGCCAGAGCCUCGGCCGACCCUCACCAUCCUUAUCUCUCGAACUGGCCUGCCGCAAGAGUCCCGACCACGACGCCUGCCACGGACGGUGUCGUCGGAGACGUUGCCGCCUCCUCCUUUCCGCCCCACCUCGACUUUCUCCCCUUCAUCUUCCCACAGCAGGCCAACAUUUACCACGCCCAGCUGCUUCAUUACCAGAAGCUCGUCUCGCCAUCCCGAGGUGGGGGCCUUCAGACGCCACCCCUGCCCCCCGUCGUCUCCCUCCCGCACGUCCCCAGCGCGAGGUCGCGAUCGUCCAGCAGGGUCUUGAUCAAGGACGUCGAAAAGGCCGCCGGGGGCCAUGGGAGCAGGCACCACGACAAGCGCGUCACCACGGCAAAGGACCCUUCCAGGAUGCCCAAGCAGCAGCCGCCCGCCGACUCGUCGAGGAGCAUACCGAAGCGCAUGGCGACGUCGACGUCGUCGAGCUCAGUGCCGUCGACCCCCCACCAGCACGCUCGCAAGUUCUCCUUCGAGUCCCGCGACCCCUCGCCGACGGCCAACGGCCACUCGCCCCGCUCCGCCUACUCGGAAACCAGCAGCACGCUGCCCUCGCUGCGGCCCCUGCCCCCUAGGUUAGGCGGUUGCCGGUACGAGACGGCCCAGAUCAACUCGCGUCGCCGGAUACCCUACUCGGUCGGCAACGACCGUCUCGAGAAGCUUGACCUGCGCGCCAUCAAAUCCACUUUGUCCGAGAGCGAGGAGAAGGCGCUAUCCGCCGACAUCCGUGACCUCUACGACCGGUUGCUGCCCACCGACGCCGUCGAGGAGAACCGCAAGAAGCUCGUCGGCAAGCUCGAGAGGAUCUUCAACGACGAGUGGCCCGGCCACGACAUCAGGGUCCAUCCGUUUGGCUCGUCCGGGAACUUGCUAUGCUCCGAUGAUUCCGACGUCGACAUUUGCAUUACGACCUCGUGGCAUGAGCUGGAAGCCGUGUGCAAGAUUGCCCAUUUGCUCGCGCAACGCGGCAUGGAAAAGGUCGUCUGCAUUUCGGCCGCCAAGGUGCCCAUCGUCAAGAUGUGGGAUCCCGAACUGAGCCUCGCCUGCGACAUGAACGUCAACAACACGCUGGCGUUGGAGAACACGCGCAUGGUCCGGACCUACGUCGAGGCCGACCCGCGCGUCCGCCAGCUGGCCAUGAUCAUCAAGUUCUGGACGAGGAGGAGGAUCGUCAAUGACGCCGCAUUUGGCGGCACCCUAAGCUCAUACACCUGGAUAUGCCUCAUCAUCGCCUUCCUGCAGCUCAGGGAUCCUCCCGUCCUCCCCGCCCUGCACCAGCUCCCCUUCAAGAUGCCCAAGCCGGACGGUUCCGUCAGCGAGUUUGCCGAUAACCUGAAGCGGAUCAAGGGUUUCGGUGCCAAGAACAAGUCAUCCGUCUCCGACCUGCUCUUCCAGUUCUUCCGCUUUUACGCCCACGAGUUCGACUACGACAAGCACGUGCUGUCGGUCCGCCAGGGCAAGCUGUUGACGAAGCUCGAGAAGAACUGGCACUACCAAAUAAACAACCAGCUUUGCGUGGAGGAACCGUUCAACGUGUCUCGAAACCUCGGUAAUACCGCUGACGAAUAUUCCUUCCGCGGCCUGCACCUUGAGCUCCGCCGAGCCUUCGAUCUCAUAUCCGAGGCCAAGCUGAGCGAGGCCUGCGACCAGUACGUCUACCCGAAGGAGGAGGAGAAGGUUUGGACCCGUCCGCCGCAGCAGCCCCGGCCGGUCCUCGUCCGCAGCUCGUCGCAGUCGCACUCGGGUCGCGGCCGCGGGGGCCACCGGGGACGCGGCAACUACCACCGGGGCUCGAGCCGGCGUGCCUCGUCGAGCAUGCCGACGUCGUACGAGAACGGCGGGCUGAUGAUGCCCGUCGGCGUUCCGGGGGACAUGUCGUGGUACCACAACGCGCACUACCAGAUGCAGUACACACAGCAGGACCUCAUGGCCCAGAUGGCCUACCAGGAGAACCUGCGGCAGCUGCAGCUGUACACGCAGCCGGCCUACCUGCAGGCCCUCAACCACCAGCAGCAGCAGCAGCAGCAGCAGCGGCAGCCGGACCGGUCAAGGACCAACUCGUUCGACAACGUGCCCGUCACGCCCGUGCGACCGGACCUGUACGCCCUCUACGGCAUGACCCUCGGCCACUUUUACCCCGGCUAUGGCACGUACCCGUCGUCGCCGGUCGCGAGCAGCCAGGAGUUCCGCCGGCCGCUGCAGCGGACCGCCACGACCGACAACGCGCCGACUAGCAGCUCGCCUAGGUCGCAGUCGCAGCCAGCGUCGCGGUCGCCCUCGGCCAGCCAGCCCUCGCUCCAGGCGAGCACGCCGAGGCAGGUGAACGGCGUCCCGCUCCCGAGCUUCAUCUCGGACGACGACUUUGACGAGACGCCCAAGGCCGAGUCGCCACAGUCGGACAGCUUCGCGAGGGAGGCGGCGAGGGACCUCGUCCGGGACCCAGCCGUCGACGUCGGCCCCGCGCUGCCGGGGCCCAACGGCAUCGCCUUCGGGGACCUCGGCCCGGGCCGGAGGCGGCCGUCGACCGACACGCCGCAGACGAUCCUGGACCGGCGCAUGCGACGGUCGACAUCGCCGUCACCGGGACACGCGCGAACCUACUCGGCCGGCACGUCGGCUCCCGGCUCGAGGCCGUUGGUCGUCAACGGUUCCGGCUUGACGAUGCCCGGGCGGGCACGGACGGAAUCGCUCUCGUCGGUGUCCUCGAAGGACCUGACGCCGCCGGGGGUGGACGGCGGGUCGGUCCCCAGACCGAUCGUCGUCAACGGAUCGAACACGCCGCUCACGCCACCGGGCGACGACGCUUCGUUUCGGGAUCGCGUCGUCAUGAUGCGCACCUACUACAUGCCGCAGGCCGCCUCGCAGGAGCCCAACGGUGGCGCCUCUCGGCUGUCUCCCUCGGCGCGACAACGGCUCAUGUCUCGACAGCCGCAGAACGGCGUCAUCGCACCGCUCGACCUCGCCAUCGGGGAUCACCGCAUGAGGCCGUCGGUUGUCGAUUCGGCACACCUCUCUCCCGUCUACGAGACGCGGACGCCGUCGCCGAGCGCGUUCCGCAAAGAAAGCUGGCUUUCCGACGGCAGCAAGCACGGCUACGACAGGACGACGGCUUUGACCGGUUCCGCCAUGGCGACCAACGCGAGAGCGGUGGACGAUACGGCGGCGCCAAAGGCCACGGACGCCUCCGUCAGGUCACCGACGAUGGCGGCCAAUGUGGUGGAGAAUGCGGCGACAAGCGCUCUCGUGAUGGCAUCGGCCAGCAGCACGUCGGUAUCGAUGAAGGAGGCGCGGGCGAACGGCCACGUGCGGGGCGCCAAGAGCGAGAGCGACGGCGGGUGGCAGAAGGCAAAGGCCAAGAAGAAGACGCUGGUGGUGGCAGCGUACGGCGAGCCGGCGCCGAAGAACGAGCACGAGCGCAAGGGGGGCUGA
Drechmeria coniospora is the source of this 3471-nucleotide messenger RNA. RefSeq lists its product as uncharacterized. The record is from RefSeq and is a predicted model, not a curated record. The transcript has 4 exons. Gene Ontology annotation, biological process: RNA 3'-end processing. Lineage: Eukaryota; Fungi; Ascomycota; Sordariomycetes; Hypocreales; Ophiocordycipitaceae. The coding region runs from base 1 to 3471 and encodes 1156 amino acids. Gene Ontology annotation, molecular function: nucleotidyltransferase activity.